GUGACAAAUACGCCGGGGCUUCUCUCCGCUGCCGUGGUUUCGAAGCUUUAACACGAUCGUCCGUUGCUGUGUCAAUCAGCAGAGAAGGAAAAGCUCGUCCUUCGUAAAAUUGGAGGAGAUAAAGAGGGAAUCUCAUCGACAUGGCGAGAUACGAUAGAGCUAUAACAGUGUUCUCACCCGAUGGCCAUCUAUUUCAAGUCGAAUACGCUCUCGAAGCUGUCCGCAAGGGCAACGCCGCCGUUGGCGUCCGCGGCACUGACAUUGUCGUUCUCGGCGUCGAGAAAAAGUCCACCGCCAAACUUCAAGACACCAGAUCGGUGAGGAAGAUUGUCAGUCUAGACGAUCACAUUGCCCUUGCUUGUGCAGGACUAAAAGCAGAUGCCCGAGUUCUAGUCAACAGGGCUCGGGUUGAAUGUCAAAGUCACAGGCUUACUCUUGAGGACCCAGUUACAGUUGAGUACAUAACUCGUUUCAUUGCAGGUCUUCAGCAAAAGUACACUCAAAGUGGUGGUGUAAGACCAUUUGGCCUUUCAACCUUGAUUGUUGGUUUUGAUCCAUACACUGGUACACCGUCACUGUACCAGACUGAUCCUUCUGGGACGUUCUCAGCUUGGAAAGCUAAUGCAACUGGCAGAAACUCUAAUUCAAUUCGAGAGUUCUUAGAGAAGAACUAUAAAGAAACUUCUGGGCAAGAAACUGUGAAGCUGGCUAUUCGAGCCUUGCUUGAAGUUGUUGAGAGUGGAGGCAAGAACAUAGAAGUUGCUGUGAUGACUAAGGAGCAUGGUCUGCGGCAACUUGAGGAAGCUGAAAUUGAUGCCAUUGUGGCUGAGAUUGAAGCGGAGAAAGCUGCUGCUGAGGCUGCAAAGAAAGGCCCUCCGAAGGAGACAUGAUUUGUUUCUCCCCUUGUGUUUUGUUUUACUCCAACAUUGUGUUGUUAGGUAUUGGCCGAACUUGCUAUACUAUGGGUUAAAUUUAUGCCGUGAAUGUCUGGUGAUAAUCCUUAUGGGAAAGGAAAUGCUGAUGAUUGUGGUGAAUUCAGAUUGAAAUCAUGUUUACUGAGAUGAAGCAAACUUUUGGCAAGAGGUUUCGGGAC
Messenger RNA from Neltuma alba, 1093 nucleotides. Its product is annotated as proteasome subunit alpha type-7. NCBI's taxonomy places the organism in Eukaryota, Viridiplantae, Streptophyta, Magnoliopsida, Fabales, Fabaceae. Bases 141 to 890 code for a protein of 249 amino acids. The record is from RefSeq and is a predicted model, not a curated record. Gene Ontology annotation, biological process: ubiquitin-dependent protein catabolic process. The transcript has 3 exons. Gene Ontology annotation, cellular component: proteasome core complex; proteasome core complex, alpha-subunit complex.